Paramecium pentaurelia is the source of this 257-nucleotide messenger RNA. Lineage: Eukaryota; Ciliophora; Oligohymenophorea; Peniculida; Parameciidae. The record is from the annotation of a GenBank genome assembly.
AUGAUAUAAUAUGUAUUACUUUUAAUGUAAUUUAGUUUAUUAAUAAAAGAGAGAAAAAGAUGAUCAUUAAGAGGAGAUUGGAACUGUCUGAUAUACUUAGAUUUGUUAAAAAUUCAAAUUAAAUUGCUUUGGGAAGAAUCCAUCAUGAUCAUUUUCAUGAUGUUGAAAAAAUCAAUAGCUUGAAUGAUUUCAUUGAUAUAAAAAAUAAAGAAUGCGAUGAUUUAUUGAUGAUCUUAAUAAAUUUGUAGAAAAUAUGA